UGUUGUUCUAUGUUGGCUUGGCUUUUUCGUGAAAUGUUGGUUGUAAUUAGAUUGCUGGUUAUUUCAUAAAUUUGAUAGCUUUUACAUAUUUUACAAUCGUAUAAGUCGUAUUUUAGCAUAACGGUUUUUAUAUUACAGCAAAGGCCGAGGAUUCACUGCAAGGCGAUCUAUAAUAUUUUUUAUUCUAUCAUAUCACGAAAGAUAUCAACAACAUAGCCAACUGAGUAUUUGGCUUUAACUCAGGAUGGCAGAAUAUUUAGCUGCUAUAUUUGGUACAGAAAAAGAUAAGGUAAAUUGUUCAUUUUAUUUCAAAAUCGGUGCGUGCCGGCAUGGGGAUCGCUGCUCCCGUAUCCACAACAAGCCCACUUUCUCUCAGACAGUGCUGCUACAGAACUUGUAUGUGAAUCCACAGAACUCUGCAAAAUCAGCUGACGGUAGCCAUUUGGUUGUUGCUAAUGUCUCUGAUGAAGAAAUGCAAGAACAUUAUGAUAAUUUCUUUGAAGAUGUAUUUGUGGAAUGUGAAGACAAAUAUGGUGAGAUUGAGGAGAUGAAUGUGUGUGACAACCUUGGAGAUCAUCUAGUUGGAAAUGUUUAUAUCAAAUUUCGCCGUGAGGAGGAUGCGGAGAAAGCUGUGAAUGACCUGAACAACCGUUGGUUUGGUGGUCGUCCAGUUUACGCUGAGCUGUCGCCUGUGACGGAUUUUCGUGAGGCUUGUUGUAGACAGUAUGAGAUGGGCGAGUGCACACGCAGUGGUUUCUGUAACUUCAUGCAUCUGAAGCCUAUUUCUAGAGAGCUGAGGAGGUACCUGUACUCGCGGCGCAAGGGCGGGCGGCGGUCGCGGUCGCGGUCGCGCGAGCGCCGGCGCCGCUCCCGGUCGCGCGAGCGGCGCCGCGAGCCGCCGCGCAACUCGCGCUCCGGCCGCUACUGAUGCCGCCGCACGCCGCGCACCCAACACUCCCGCGCCACUACAUCAGCUGUGUAAUGACUACAUUACUAUACAAAUACUAUGGACGAUGCGGUGUAUCGGUGUCAGUUCAUUGGAGUGAUCAAGGUUUUUUCAGUGGUGGCAAAUAUCCUAUUGCGUGGAUGCGUUGUGAUUAUAUUACAUAUUAUGCUUAACGACAAACUAAACCGGGCGUCGUGAGUUUCUGAUGGGUGAUCAAAACACGAUUCGUUUGUUGAAAUAAUCUUACAAACAAUGAUAUUUAAAUACUAAGGAUAUGUCACAAUUGUAAAUUCCACACUCGAAAUAUUUGUAAUAAUCCACUUUAGGGUAUGUGUAACAUUAUAUCUGUUUCAUAAAAAGGUAGUUAAUAUACUUUUUCUUUUUUAUUUUUUUAUUAUACGAAUUUCGACACUUCAAAAAAUAAAUGGAGUCAUUUAAAAUUAGUUUUAAUUACUUGCUGAUUUUAUUAUUAAAUUCAUAUGUAGAAAAUAUUUAAUGAAUGAGUAGCUUUAUACAAGUUGGGUACACAUAAGUUAGGGACAUGAAAUAAUAGUUAUGUGAUAAACCUUAGUAUACAGGGUGGAUUUUGAGAUGGGGCAGUAAAAGCAGUUAUGUUUACUGCUGACGCUGUCAGGUUUUAUUAGGAGACUGCGUAAUAAUCGAAAACAUUAGAAUCUGCAUUCGCAGAUUUUGAAAAAAAUGUACGUUUGGCAAGUAAUAGGUAAUUUAAGUGUUUUCUUUUUAUGACAAUUUGUUGUUUAUAAGGAUUAGUAGACUAUGGAACCAUUCGAGUUUUGAGUACUUUUAAAGUCUGAAAUUGCUAAAAACUUAUAUUUGUGUAAGAAAUGCGACUCGAAUUCGCUUUUAAACUUAACUACACUUUGCAUUAAGGUCGAGUAAUCCCCAAACACGAAUAGAAACGUAUUGAUGAACUGAACAUUACGUAAAUAACAAUUUUUGUGUUUGUUAUAAAUUUAACUUUUUCUGUGUAUAGCUUACGUUCCGUGUAUAGUUUUUGCAUAAAUUGACCAUUUUUUUGCAGACUGAUUAAUUUUUAAAAUCUGUGAAGGGCACUCCUUAAUGUCUUCAAAAAUGAUGGAUAGUUUCAUAAAAAGUUUUAGGUAGCUGUCUUAUCUAUAUAAUCCACCUGUAUUGUAGAAAUUCAAUUGUAAUAUUAUGUAUGUAUUUAUAGUAAAAUAGACAAGUAAUUAAGAUAAUAUUAGAUUUAAAGGUAACCACGAAAUAAGAUGUUUUUUUAACAAUUACUUUAUUAUUUUUUGGUAAUCAUGAAGUGGACAUCAAAUUUGUUAAAUAAAAUUUGAUGUACAAUAGAUUCAUAGAAUUAUAAAAAGUGAAUUGUAUAUUUAUAAAAAAUAAGAUAUAGAAUGACUACAUACCUUUAACAAGUAAAUCAUUUAAAGCUGGUUUAUUAUACCGUGAUUUUAUUGUUCGAACAUAUUAUUUACACGUUGCGCAACAGAUAAGAAAUAGCAGCUGAUAAUGAUCAUAUAUUAGUGAUUUUAAAAGGUUAUAUCGCUAAAAUAAUAUUAAUUCGCCAGUGCAAGGUCAGGUUCACACAUCAUUUGACCUUUGAAGGCGUAUCCAAAUAAUUUAAAACAUCGUCAGAUUUGGGCGCACCUUCAGUCUGCUAUUAUGCCAUUUAUCACAUACUUCGGCUAUAGCAAUUGUUAAUUGUUAGCGCAACUAUUUGAAAUGUUCAUAUACUCGACGAUUGUUGAUGUCUUUUGUGGCUUGUGGACCACGCGCCCCUAGUAUUUAAAUAUCAUUGUUUACAUUCAUGAAUCGCGCCAAAUAAUCCGUCAAGCCGCUAUGACUAGUGUUGCCAGGUGUCCCGUAUUAAGUCCCGAAUUUCGAAGUUCUGGGAACGUGUCCCGAUUUACAACUGAUCGGGACACUAAAUGUCCCGAUAAAACAAUAAGUUUAUUAAAAAUCAUUUUUAUAAAAUAAAAUACGUAUCACAAUACAUACUAGCGCUGUAGGUACAGUUUUUUUUUUGUUCUGUGUUAUGUCGCUUAGCGACGCGACUUUACCGCGAUCUGAGCAGAAAUUCACAUUAUAACCAACUUUAGCAUAAGUUGUAGUCAAAAAAUGUAUGUUCUGAUCUGUUAAUCCCGAUUUGAUUUACCUUUUGGCCCGAUUUUAAACAAAUAGGACCUGGCAACACUAGCGAUGACCCACAACGCAUGAACAGUCUACAUCAUUAUUACUCAUAGGAUAUGUAAAUAUAUAGCUUAGUAGAUUCAGAGAUGUUAAGUUAUAACGCCUGCGAACAAUUCCUCGAAUGUAUUGAGUAUUAAUAUGAAAAUUGAGUUGUAAUUUUUAAUAUGAGCUUUUGUUAUUACACUAUAACCAAGAAAUGUUAUAUCUACACUGCAAUCUAAAUACAAUCUAGUAAAUUCUAGUGUACCAACUCAAUAUUGUCAAACUCUCACACUUCUGUGUCUCCAGCGGUCUGGUAGAAUUUUUUAUUUUGUUUACGAAGGUUAUAAGUAUUUGUUAUGUAUUAAUUUUGAUGUUCUUUAAAACAUAGUUUAUUACAACUAACUUCGCGCCUCGUCAAUCUUCCGAUUCUAAAUGUAAUAUUCACACAGUAUAUCUAAUAUUGAGCAAUAAUAAUAAUGUAAGUACACAUAUAUAAUAUACAAUAACAUGUAAUCACAGUGCUAGUUUUUGUUCCGUUAUUCGAAAAUUGCCGAUGCGCUUAUGUUUGCCGUUCUUACGUUAUGGACGCGCUGAGAUGACUUGUAUUACAACAUUACAAAUAAGAUAAUACAUACUAGGACCCGAGACUAAUUACAAGUGCGAGAUCCAAUUCAAAGAUAUAUUUCGCGGAGAGUCUACAACACCAAAACAUGGGCUACCAUCGCCCCAGUCUCUCGGGAUAUGAGUAUCGUAAUCUAAGAACGGUUACAAUUGUGUCAGACGAGCGACUCGUGAUGGGAAUCAAUAAAAAAAUACACAACUUAAAAAAAUACAAGCUAUUAAUUGUAAAUGUUAGGUACAAUCACGAAUGUUGUCAAACUACCCGCAAAUUAGUUUAUCGCAAGUCGUAAACCCUUUACACGGCGGACGUCAUUUUCUGUUAUCUGUUUGGUGGUGAAAAGAACUGAUAAUUUUAAACUCGUGUCUAUGGAUAAUAUAAGUACGUAAUGCUACGGCGAAACAUAGUUUGGGAUGUAUUUUUAUAUCUCUUGACAAAUCGACCUGUCAUGUAAUCAGUAUAAGAAGUAAAUUAAGCAAAUUAUUUUUACAUAGUUUUGUGGCCACAUUACACUCUGAUGUAGAUUAUUGGGACUAAUUGUUUAUAUUAUCUACUGCAAUAAUGACGGAUCCAAUAUUUUGUAAAGUAUGUUAUUCUUUUAGUUCACAAUAAGCUUAUUAAUAUUAAAAGCGUCCAGUAUCGUUUUUUUUUUACAAGUUUCAGAUUUAAACUAAUGGAUUUUAUUGGAUAUCGUUUUAUUGCAGUAUUUACCUCGUAAAGAGUAAUGAUUGAUAAGAAUAUGUGUACGUUUUAAUGAUUAUUAUAAGGAAAUGAGAAAUUGUUUUUUUAUUAUUUUUAUAACAUCCAAAAUUAUCAAAUAAUUAAUGGUACAAGUAUGUACUCUACCCAUGUAAGAGUAACGUGGCUUCUCGUGAUCUCUUCAUAUUAUAAUCCACUUAUCUUAUACAAAGUCAGCUUAUAAAAUACUCGGUAAAAAUCAACAUAAUUAUAUUAUAACAAAUAUAAGUCAACCUUUUGAAAUCGUCAAAGAAUAUAAAUGAAAUGGUUCGAUGCGUCAAUCGUAAAUUGGAGAAUCUACGCACAAAAUGCUCUGUCAUUUGCGUCGGGAAUGACCCAAAGGGAAAUACUUUAAGUUGUGAACUUGUAUCGACUACGUAUUUAUUAAUAUUGGAGUUUGGGGUAUUAGUAUAAAUAUAUUGUGUAGGUGCUUAGAAACUGGCUCUCUGUUAGAAAAAGAUCGAAUCUUUCCUAGCCUUGGCAUAUUGUAUCAUUUGUUAUAAAAACUGGAAUGCUUAAAUUUAUUCCACUUAAGUUCACGCGACGAAUUUUUAAAAGUCAUGUGUCAGUCGAUUUAUUUGAACAUUAUUGAUGUCUCAAAAUUUAAUCUGUAUAAUGGGUACGUAUUUAAAAUAAAGUUAUGUAAUAGGAUAGGCAGAAAAGAACGUAAUUGCCGCGCGUAACCGAUACUGGGCUUAAGAAUAGUAUAAAACUACUGCAAGAAUCCCAAUAAUAUUGAUAAAUUCGGAGAUUGAAGUCAAUUUUUAAUUAAAAUACAAAUUAAAAAUGAAAGUUAUAGCUUUUUUUUUCAAUCUUUGGCAUCAGUUGGGAUCCGCUGGAAAAGGACAAAGCAGAAUUUGAACGCGGCUGUCAAGAUGUUUUUAUAUUAUUCAUAUAUAUUUUGUUUGAUAUUUCAUAUACACCCCCAUUAUUCAUAGACGUUUUUUAUCGAAGGACAGAGCAUUGCUGUGAUAACAAGUCUGUUUCUCAACUUUGUUUAUCUGAUAGCUUGCUGUUUAUUCAGCUUUGUUUAUCUGACAGCCAAUUAGCUUCAAGUUGUAUCUCAGUAUUAACCAAGCACAAGGGCCCUAUAUCUACGCACUGCAAAGGCUACCAUGCCGUCAGCACCGAGAAACAGACUUGUUAUCAUAGCAAUGCUCUGUCCUUCGAUAAAAAACGUCUAUGAAUAAGGAGGACUAGUUUACGUAAUAUUAUGCAGAGUUUACUUCUAUAUUAAAUUGAUGAACGCUAAAAA
Messenger RNA from Manduca sexta (tobacco hornworm), 5721 nucleotides. It is a transcript of the gene U2af38, whose product is annotated as splicing factor U2af 38 kDa subunit. NCBI's taxonomy places the organism in Eukaryota, Metazoa, Arthropoda, Insecta, Lepidoptera, Sphingidae. Gene Ontology annotation, biological process: mRNA splicing, via spliceosome. Bases 245 to 928 code for a protein of 227 amino acids. The record is from RefSeq and is a predicted model, not a curated record. Gene Ontology annotation, cellular component: spliceosomal complex; U2AF complex. The transcript is spliced from 5 exons. Gene Ontology annotation, molecular function: pre-mRNA 3'-splice site binding; metal ion binding.